AUGAAGACUUCAACAAUUCUUGUUGCUAUGAUUCUCUUUACAUGCUGUGUCACGUCCCAAGUUGCAGCAAGGGUUUUGGAGUCAACUCCAUCAUUACGUGAUGAAAAGCUCCAGUGGUGGUACCACAAGCCACGUUUCCCGUUCCCUGCUCUCGGAAGAGCCUUCCCUCCUCUCCCUGCCGGCCACUUCCACCCACCACCGGAAGUUGCUAAAUGCUUGUCUGACUGCAAAGAGGUUAAAACAUGUUUUGCAGAUAUCACCAAAGCAUUCGUCACCCACAAACCCGCUAUUGGAUCGGAUUGCUGCGCCGCCAUCGUAAAGAUGAAAGGUGAUUGCGAGAAGACCGUGUUUGGAUCUUUCCAUAGCCGUUUCUUCAAUGGCCUUGUUAAACGACAUUGCUCUAACAAAGUUGUUUCAUCAGCUCCUGCUCCUUCGCCGGCUUAG
This is a messenger RNA of Capsella rubella, 444 nucleotides long. RefSeq lists its product as uncharacterized. Bases 1 to 444 code for a protein of 147 amino acids. Gene Ontology annotation, cellular component: vesicle; extracellular region. The record is from RefSeq and is a predicted model, not a curated record. Lineage: Eukaryota; Viridiplantae; Streptophyta; Magnoliopsida; Brassicales; Brassicaceae. The transcript has a single exon. Gene Ontology annotation, biological process: regulation of double fertilization forming a zygote and endosperm; regulation of protein localization to cell surface; double fertilization forming a zygote and endosperm.